GACAAGCCAAAGUGGAACCCCACUGUCUUCUCUCCAGCAAAAGGAGAAGAUAAAAAAAGGACUUUUUACACAAAUCUCCGAUAUUCUUAUUCCUCUGCUGCUGUAUCAUCAUCAUCUUCUUCUUCUUCUUCUUCUUCCUCAUCAUCGUCACAUUAGGAUCCUCCAUUUUCGUUAAUUGAAGAUAGAUAAACUUUCGUUUGAGGAUCAGAUCUUGAGAGGAGUCAGCUCAAGGAGAGGGUGAGAAAAGUGAAGGCAAGGCUUCGAGGAUGUCUUUUACAGGAACUCAACAGAAAUGCAAGGCUUGUGAGAAGACUGUUUAUGCUGUUGAGCUUCUCUCAGCUGAUGGUGUUGGCUAUCACAAGUCUUGCUUCAAAUGCACUCACUGCAAAAGCAGGCUUCAGCUGAGCAGUUACUCAUCAAUGGAAGGUGUGUUGUACUGUAAGCCUCAUUUUGAGCAGCUCUUCAAGGAGAGUGGUAGUUUCAACAAGAACUUUCAGUCACCUGCAAAACCGGCUGACAAAUCAACUCCUGAGCUGACAAGGACGCCUAGCCGAGUUGCCAGCAGGUUCUCUGGUACACAAGAGAAAUGCGCCACUUGCAGUAAAACUGUGUAUCCUAUUGAAAAGGUAACAGUGGAGAGCCAGACAUAUCACAAGUCUUGCUUCAAGUGCUCACACGGAGGCUGCCCAAUUUCGCCUUCCAACUACGCAGCUCUUGAAGGAAUCCUGUACUGCAAGCACCAUUUCGCUCAGCUCUUCAAGGAAAAGGGAAGUUACAACCACUUAAUCAAAUCGGCUUCCAUCAAACGCUCUGCAGCCGCUGCAGUCGCUGCCGGUGUACCAGCAGCCUCGGGUCCUGAAUCUUAAAAUUCAAUAUUCUCCUCUCUAGUCUAAAUUUGAAGUUAAUGCCAAACUGAUUCAGUUUGCUUUCUGUGUGUGAGCGUGUGUGUAAUCUAUCCUUUCAUGUUCUUAUUUCCAUUGAUAUCUCCUAAAAGACUUUGUUUGUGUUCGUUAUUUGGUAUCUAUAAAAAAUCUGAAACGUUUCCUUAUAAA
Molecule: messenger RNA, 1052 nt
Organism: Arabidopsis lyrata subsp. lyrata
Lineage: Eukaryota; Viridiplantae; Streptophyta; Magnoliopsida; Brassicales; Brassicaceae
Product: LIM domain-containing protein WLIM2b
Exons: 7
Coding region: 267-866 (199 amino acids)
Biological process (GO): actin filament bundle assembly
Cellular component (GO): plasma membrane; actin cytoskeleton
Molecular function (GO): actin filament binding
Source: RefSeq, a predicted model, not a curated record